This is a messenger RNA of Apis cerana (Asiatic honeybee), 3300 nucleotides long. Its product is annotated as agrin. Lineage: Eukaryota; Metazoa; Arthropoda; Insecta; Hymenoptera; Apidae. Gene Ontology annotation, biological process: cell differentiation; multicellular organism development. Gene Ontology annotation, cellular component: extracellular region. Gene Ontology annotation, molecular function: protein binding. The record is from RefSeq and is a predicted model, not a curated record.
UCUCUAUACACACGUACAGAACAACCAGUGUAUAUCUACGCUUUUUAGUUCUCGUUCGAACAUUAUACGUACGAAACUGGAACAUCGAGAGGGAUUUCGUCGAAUCUAGGAAUCUAGGAAAGCGUAGAGACGCGGCAUCGAGACGUGGAUAAAAUUAGUUUACAAUUAUCAGGCUUAAUUAACUGACACAUGAUAAUAAUAGCCACUUUAUACAACGUACACCACAAAAUUAAUUAAAUACGAGGCUAAUUAAAUUGCGAAACGAAAUUACGUUUAAUACAUUCCCAUACUUUAUAUUUAUAGACACUGGAUGAGAAUGACAUCUCUAUGAGAAUAUCUCUAUAUCAUCGAACAAUCAAGUUUUCACGAGGAUUCUCGUUAUUUUACAUAUUAUUACACUCGAUUGGUAAAAGGUUUGCGUCGAGAUGGGAUACUCGAUUGAUCGGUACACGACGAUGGGAUUAGAAAAGUAAAAGACUGUUUCCUCGGGAUGAAGAAGAAGAAGAAGUAAAAGGAGGAGGAGAAGAGAAAGAGGAGGACGAUGCGGAGGAGGAAGAGUUGGCCUAGAAACAGUGGUUCGUCGCUGUGCUCUCUACCGUUUGGCUAGUCGUCACCGACGAUGAUGGUAAUGGCAAAUGGCCCAUGGAGAGGCUCUCCGGUCCGCGCCUCCACUGGAAACGGGAGCACGCCACGUGAAAGUAGGAAGGGGAGGCUAUAGCCGGACCGUCGUUGCUUCGUGCGGCUCAGUCGUUCGUAGACCUCGAAGGACGAUAGAGGUCGAAGAGGGCACUUCCUCCUCUCCUUCCUCACGGCGCCACCACCUCACCUUCUCUCCCAUCUUUCCGCGCCUUCGGCAUCGAUCCUUCUUCUUAACCACGGUGGCAAGAGCACGGAACGUCGUCUGCCCGCAAUAAGAUAAUCGUCCGACCAUCCGCCCGCCACGCUUGCGAGAAAAUUGACUUAUAACGACUCAGUUGAUACACGAUCGUGGUAAAAAGGUCCGAACAAGGAUCGUCGACACCACGAAGGAUGCAACGUCACAUCUCGUUCCUCGUUGGGAUCAUCUUGCUGUGUUGCCUUCAAGAUUUAGCGAUCGGCGCUUGCCCACGAAUAUGUCCGCCAAGCGGAGAGCCAGUAUGCGGUAGCGACGGAGUGAUCUACGCGUCUCAGUGUGAAAUGCGGAAGAAGAUGUGUGGAAAAGGCGUGACCAUGGCGACGGAGAAGACCGCUUGUUUAAGAUCGUCCGGAAGCAAGUGCGAGCAUCGAUGCCCCGGCGAUCAGGAUCCCGUAUGCGGAACGGACGGCCGUACCUAUUUGAACAAGUGUAUGCUCAGAGUGGAGAUCUGCAGAGUCGGUAUCGAAUUGUCGCAUCUGGGCCCUUGCAACAACAUCUCGGCGCACAGGGAAAACUGUCCUGUCUCGUGUGAUUUUGCACCGCUCGACGGGCCCAUCUGCGGAAGCGAUGGCAACGUUUACAAAUCCACGUGUCAAAUGAAGUUACUCACCUGCGGACAAGGCGUUGUACGUACGAACAAGAAGCAUUGUCAGACCACGAGGCAUUGUCGUGAAUCGUGUUGGCGCGGUGCCAAGCCAGCCUGCGGUAGCGAUGGAAUCCUUUAUUCGAAUACCUGUAAAAUGCGAGCAAAGAAUUGCGGCAAACACGUGUUCGAGGUGCCGAUGUCAUAUUGCGUGUCGCUCGAGCGGACAUCUGGCGGCCAAACUAACGCUUGUCCCUUGGAUUGCAAAAACGAGCCAGAAGUGCCAACCUGUGGAUCAGACGGGAGUAUAUAUAGGAACGAAUGUGAGAUGCAAAUGCUUAAUUGCGGGCAAGCAAGAAGGAAGGUGACAGUGGUAGAUUUUGAAAAAUGUAAAAGCCGUUUGACUAAGUGCACGAAACAGCAGCAAAGGUGUGGAAACGAUGUGGAUCCAGUUUGCGGAAGCGACGCGAACACGUAUCCGAAUCAAUGUCACUUAAACGUGGCAGUAUGCUUGAAGGGCAUUCAAUUGGCUCACGUUGGAGAAUGUACGACCUUGAAAGAAACCGAACAGUGCCCUGAAGAUUGCAGCGAGGUACCCGAGGAACCAGUUUGUGGAAGCGAUGGCAACGUUUAUCGAUCUCUUUGCCAUCUACGACGCGAGACAUGCGGUCAGAGGGUGGUUCAAGUGCCAGCGCAACAUUGUCGUACUACCGCGCUUUGCAACCAGAUCUGUAGCGGAGAACGCCAAUUUGUUUGUGGUUCCGAUAACAAACUUUAUCGUAACGAAUGUGAGAUGAAAAGGGACAAUUGUGGGAAACACGUGUAUGUAGUGCCCAUGAAGAGAUGCGUACAAGGCUUUUUAUUCCGUGGUUGUCAAAAAAUUUGCCCACCCUAUUAUGACCCUGUUUGCGGUACCGAUGGUAUGACUUACAGCAAUGAAUGUUUUCUGGAAAUCGAAAACUGUCGCAGUCGAAGCAUAGUCACGAAGAAGUAUCAUGGCGUAUGCGGUCAACCAACUGAAGAACCUAAGAACUAUUUGUAUUAGUUUCAUGAAAUUCGAUCUAUUUGCAUUUUUGUUGUCUCCUUCUCUAUCAUUUUUUCUCUCCAAAAAAAUAUUUUCUUAAAAAUGAUCGAUAUUAUUUUAUAUAAUCGAAUCAAAUUUUGAGUAAUUUUUAUAUCUGUUCUUUUUUGAAACGGAAUUUUAGUACCAUUCUCUCUUUUCGAGAGAAAAAUUAUUCGAUCGAAAUUGAAUUAAAUUGCUCUUAAAUUGCUCAUUUGAACAACGUUGUAGUUCGUAGACAACAAGUGAUUUUCACAGUACGCAUGACAGCCCUUAUCGUACGCGCAAGUAUCCAUGAAUUAUCAAAUUUUUAUAUUUAUUUCGUAUUUUUUAAUUGAAAAUGAUGGAUUCUUGCACGAUAUAUAUAUUUUACAUUUAUAAUAGGAAUUUCGCGACGUUAAAUCAUGCGUUUGUGUUCGUUUGACAUCUUCGCACAUUACUCGCUGAUUAAUUCAUUUUUAUUUAUUUUAGUAUUAUUCUUAAUUAUCAUAUCAUCCUUUCAUCAUUUAUCGCUAAUACUACGUAACACGAAUAGUUCCAAAAUGCAUUUAUAUUCCAAUUAUUAUAAGAAAGUACAUAUUUAAUUAUUAUAUGUACGUAUAUCCCUCUUUCUGACAUGUGAUUGUUUAUACCAUAAUUAUCUUAUCAUUGUAUACUUUUAUUUAUUCAAUCAAACAUUUGACAAUCCUUUUUGUAUCGAUAUUAAUAUACAUGCUUCAAAUGUCAAUAAUAAACUAUAUAUGGAUAUUUUUAGGUAAAAAA